UAAAUGGUUCAGCCCAUCUUCAGGGUUCCUGUCUUCGUUGCUGUCUUCUCUAACAUUUUGUCUCACAACUUUUAUAAUUUGAGCUGUUCAAAUUAGACUUGUAAAAUUCUGAAAGUAGCUAACAGCAGCGACAUGGCGGCCACCGCAGGUUCCCGGACACUACGGAGGGAUGAUGCCAACUAUAAGUUACAUUUCCGAAUGAUAAACGAGCAACAAGUGGAGGAUAUCUGCAUAGACUUCUUCUAUAAGCCACACACUAUCACACUGCUGACAGUCACUGUGCUCAGCUUGAUGUACUUUGCGUUUACCAGGGAUGAUGAACACUCAGACAACAACCUCCGUGUUGGUUUAUUGGUGGUUGUGUCCUUCUUCUUGGUCAUCAGUGUCCUGGCUUUUCCUAAUGGACCCUUCACACGGCCACACCCUGCCAUAUGGAGAAUGGUGUUUGGCCUCAGUGUGCUCUACUUCUUGUUCCUCGUCUUCCUCAUCUUCCUGAACUGGGACCAAGUGAAGACUCUGAUGUAUUGGCUCGACCCAAAUCUGCGCUACGCCAAACGGGAAGCUGAUAUCAUGGAGUAUGCUGUAAACUGUACGGUGAUAACGUGGGAGCGCAUACUGAGCCACUUCGACAUCUUUGCAUUUGGCCACUUUGCCGGGUGGGGUAUGAAGGCUUUGCUGAUUCGCAGCUACGGCUUGUGUUGGACCAUCAGCAUCACCUGGGAACUCACUGAGCUUUUCUUCAUGCACCUUCUGCCAAACUUUGCGGAGUGCUGGUGGGAUCAGGUGAUACUGGACAUACUGCUGUGCAAUGGAGGAGGAAUCUGGCUUGGUAUGACAGUGUGUCACUUCCUGGAGAUGAGGACGUACCGCUGGGCCAGCAUCAAAGAGAUCCACACCACCACAGGGAAGAUAAAGCGAGCUGUUCUGCAGUUCACCCCCGCCAGCUGGACGUUUGUGCGCUGGUUUGACCCAAAGUCGUCCUUCCAGCGACUAGCAGGCAUCUAUCUCUUUAUGAUCCUAUGGCAGCUGACAGAGUUGAACACAUUCUUCCUCAAGCACAUCUUCAUCUUCCAAGCCUCUCACCCCCUCAGCUGGUGUCGUAUCCUCCUUGUUGGAGUGAUCACUGCACCCACCGUACGACAAUAUUAUGCAUACCUGACAGACACCCAGUGUAAACGAGUUGGCACACAGUGUUGGGUGUUUGGAGCUAUUGCUUUCCUGGAGGCUCUUGCUUGUGUGAAAUUUGGCCAUGAAUUGUUUUCCAAGACACAAAUUCGCUACGUACUCCUGUGGCUGCUCUGUCUGGCUCUCAUCACACUUCUGUGUUUAUAUGGGAUGAUGUGGUAUGAGCAAAAUAAGAUGAAGAACUCUUCUUUGCAAAGUGAGGACUGUACUGACAGCAGUGUUGUUGACUCAUGUGGUUUCAUCCCAGAUGGUCUUGCAGGUCCGAGGGAUUCCUUAAGAAGUUUACAACCCACAAAACGGAGGAAAGCCUCUGGGAGGAGCAGAUUUGUCAAUGGCCAUGGAGGAAAGAAACAAUAAGCAACACUAACACUGAGUAUUCACAUCCUCUGUAGGAGAUUCAACAAGAGGAAUACAGCAUGCAGCUGAAUUUACUGAAUACUUAAAGAUGCAUUGUUGGCUUAAUGAAUCCCAGAAUGCAAAAAGCCAAAGAAAAUAAGCCAAAGUCACACCAAAAGGGCUUGAUAUAGUAUUUAAAGUUCUACCAGAUGUGGAAGUCAGCUGCAAAACACAACAAUGAGCUAAAAGCUUUGUGGACCUACAGACUGGACUCCUGUUUGUGUAGAAUAGAUUUUUUUGUAUUUAAUAUGACAAUUUUUUCUAAAUAGACCGAAAUAACAAUGUAAUAUGCACUGAAUUUUGAAAGGGGAAAGAGCCUUAGUUGCACUGUGAAAAAAUAGUAUGUUAGCAUUAGCAUCUCUGUUUAAGUCCAGUUAACAGAAGAAUGAAUGUUGUUAGAAUUCUUUCCACUGAGACAAGGCAUUGUUUGUGGUAUACAAACCAGCCCAAACCCACUGCCCUGAGACCAUACAGCAUAUACUACAGCACCUUUUGCACUUAACCUCACUGACUGUUAUGUUCUUGAAUAGCAAUAUGUAUUGAGUUACGGCUAACAACUGUAUUUUGUAUGUUAAUUACCCUUAAGCUUCAGUGUACCGCCGGCGGUACACUUACUAAUUUGCAUAGGAAUUUCAAGAAUGUCCGACGGCUGCAAACACGAUUAUACAAACACUAUACGCCGAUGGAAAGCUUAGAUUCUCAUGAAUCCGCCGGUAUAAACCACUUUCAGAUGCGAUUACUACAGCGGGUGAGAAAAACACAUUUGUCCGACAAAAACGAAUAUUCAUCCAUCCGUUCUCUAUACACGGCUUCAACGCACGCAGCGCGACUCACAUUUCCGGGUUCAUUAUUACACACACAAAAAAAAGAUUCCACAAAAAACGGCCAUAAUCCAACCUUUUACAUCCAGAUGACACAAGCCAGUAAACUAUUUUGUCCAAAACAUGUCCUGAAGUCGGUAUAAAAUCCCCGAAUCGGUCAUUUUCAAGGAAAUGCACCUCGCGAUGCCCGUCCAAUAUUCCCCGUAUUUUUCGUAUUUUUUUUUAAUUUAAAAAUAGAAUAUUAGCGUUUUUUUGUACUGAAAACGGCUGGAAUUGACUGAAGCUUAAACAUCCCCACAGAAUUUUUAAUGUGAGAAACUUAACAUUUUCUCUGGGAAAGUGUUAAGACACGUGGUCACAUGUGACAAAAUCAAAAUUCUGGAUUUCACAUUUGUCAUAUCUUAAUUGGGAGACAAAUUGUCCUCUAAAAAUGCAAAACAAUAUGAGAAUCAUUCAUUUACAAUGGUAUAUACCAGAUUUAUGCUGGAAUUUAGACACAUAUUUCUGAAAAUGAAGUUCUGAAUCCAACAUUGCAAAGCAUUUCAUAAAACUCCGUCUAAUAUUUAAAUUAGAGCCAUUUCUGUGGUGUACUAUAUUUAGGGGUUAGUCACAUGGGGUUGUUCAUUUUGUGAUUUUUCAGAAUAACACUCUAAAAUACAGGUUCUGAUGGUCACAUGUUCAAGAAAAUGUAUCGAGUUAAUGACCAGAGACGCAUUAACUUACAUUACAUUUGUGGAAACUUACAUUAACCUUAAUCAAAACUACUGUUUGCCCUAACCCAACUUUACUCUUACCUGAAAGCAUGUCUUCACUUAAAAAUGCAAUGAUUUAUGCUUGUUUUACAUCCCUAUGAGGAAGACACAUCUGGAUAUUGUGACUGUAUUAAUAGAUUUAAAUCCCAUCAACAUGAGUACCACACGGACCAAACAGAAAGAGAGAUGAAGUCCAAAGCCAAAACAAUUGUUUACAACUACAAUGAAGACUUAGUGGGAACUAUGUUUAUGGUCUGAGGAGUUCUUAGACAGCAAGCUGAUUGUUGAGUUUCACCAGAGAAACCGAUUUGCAUUUACGAGGGGAAGCACAACCACAGUGUUUCUGCAAAUGAGAAUUUUCUCGGCAGUGUUGCUGAUAAAUGGCUACAGCACACUACCAUGGCAUUGCAUGAUGUGUGAAGAUGAUGAUGAUGAUGAUGUCUAAAUCAUGCUGUGCCUCAACCACUACAGAUAACAACACUUUUCCUCUGGUGACCAACUUGGCAAGAUAAGGUCCCUGGUAAAUAAUACAGGAUCAGAGUUUUGCCAAAGGUUUCCAGACAGUUCAGCAUGUCUGCGUAGGUGAGGCAAUGAUUACUUACUAUGGCAAACAUUUCACCAAGCAUUUCGUCAAGGGAAAAUCAAUACGGUUUGGAUACAAGAUAUGGUGCCUGGCACAACCCAGGACACCUUAUCCAGUGCCAACCAUACACUGGGAGUUGUGCCAGAGUGCUGGAUGUCAGGCUUGAUGACUCUGUGGUUAUGGAGCUUUUAGAUUCAUUGCCCCAGGAUGUAAGACUUCAGGCCAUUUUGGAAAUUUUCUUUGCGUCCUUCUACUUCUUUCAGGCCGUCAAUCAGUGAGAAGGGAAUCUGUGCCACAUCACCCUGAGGGUCAACCAUGUGAAGGACUUGAAGAUGCAAACAACCCAGGCUGUGUUUACUACUACUACUACUACUACUACUACUACUACUACUACUACUACUACUACUACUACUACUACCCUCCUUCUAGAUAGAUGUCACACUAGACUGUGAUGCCCAUCAGGAAGGUUGUUCGCUAUUUCAAGCAUAUUGAGAGACUAAGGAUGCAGUUCAAAUCCAGAGUUGUUUUUUUCCAACAGAAACAUGGGAUUUGUUGACAGAAAGGAGCGAAGCAUAAGCUACUACUUCAUCAGUGAGAUUCAUUCCAAGAAGGUUUUCUUUUCAAGCAGAUUCCUAUUUUUCAGGUUCAUGCAGAGUCGAUGACUUCUCUUAGCCACCAGUCCUGCAGGAGCAUAGAGAGACCAAUAGACCUAUUUUCCUUCAGAAGAUGUGAUGAGGGUGUACUGGAUGUAGUACUCCAGACAACAACCUCUACACAAAAUGCGAGUGGCAGAAACCAUUUGCUAUGACGAGUAAGGCCACUAUUAAGGUUCAAAGACUGUGUAGUUGCGGAAGACGGUAACAGAUAUAUGUUAAAUGCCAUCACCCCUCCAUCACAUCCUCUGUUUUAAAGCAUUCCACGAGAAGUGACAGAAAGCAACAUGAAGCCAUGAAGUGAAUAAUUAAAGCACCUAAUCACAUACCGAUUAGUGCUGGUGUUCAUACUUGGCGAAUGGUAUCAUGCAGUCAAGAACAACUAAACCCUUAUUAGAGACAUGCAGUGUUUUAAAAUCAAGAUAGCCUUCAAAUUACAGAUUGGGAGCUGCCACCAAGCAAAGAAUCAGUGCUAUGGAUUUCUGUGAGUGAAAUACUUCUAAGCUGUGAAACGUUUUUGCUUGUCGAAUGUUGUGAAAUGCAUUUCGAUAUUAGCUGCCUUUUGUACAGAUUUUAAGAUGUGUAAAUAAUAUAAUAAACUGAACUGUUGGUAGUAGUAUGUGUGUGUGAGAGAGAGGGGGAGACAAAGGGAAAGGGGCACUGAACUUGGGGGAAAUUUUAAAACAUUUUAUUCAGUUUUCAUACUAUCAGUACUGGACCAAGACUAAGUGUGUAUCAAACCUUUCAAUAUUUGAAAUUCCUAACGUGUUGUUCUUUCUGUUUUUGUGGAAAAAAUAAAAUAUCUACCCACUCCAUGUCACUGUCAUAAAAGGAUAAUAAGAAGGACUUAAUUUGAUCAAAUUGAAAAAUCUCAGGUGAUUUUUAUUUAGUACUUUAUGUGUUGCGAAGUGAAUUAUAGAACUCCAAUGUGGCCAUUUGUGAUUAAAAGCUUUAUGAGAAAAACUGAAACUAUUACUACUACUAUGUAAGUUGUUUGACUGGAUGAUGGUCGCCUGGUAAUUUUUUUGAUUUAAUUUUUUUGUGCUCAUUUGCCAAAGCUGACCACAUCUACAUUUGUCUACAAGACAGUAAAGUAGUGAUUUUCUUUUAUCAAUAUAGCAUCAUCAGGAAAUACUUGUCCAUUUCAAAUGAAAGGACACACAGGAACUUGCUGUGGUUUGUACAUGUUAUUCACACUAUUAUUAUUAGAACAGUUGAAAUGUGCAGGGGUUUUUCCAUUUUUGUGUUCAUAAUUAGAUGUAGUGUGUGUAUGAUGUUUUUAGCAAUCCAUAUUAAUAAAAUCUCCACAUAAGCUGUUGCUAUUAUGAUUGAGUGUGCAAUAGUUUCAUAUGUUAUUAAAACUUUCUUGCCUCGGUGA
Acanthochromis polyacanthus (spiny chromis) is the source of this 5768-nucleotide messenger RNA. It is a transcript of the gene ptdss1b, whose product is annotated as phosphatidylserine synthase 1b. The record is from RefSeq and is a predicted model, not a curated record. The coding region runs from base 133 to 1542 and encodes 469 amino acids. The transcript is spliced from 13 exons. Gene Ontology annotation, biological process: phosphatidylserine biosynthetic process. Gene Ontology annotation, molecular function: L-serine-phosphatidylethanolamine phosphatidyltransferase activity. Lineage: Eukaryota; Metazoa; Chordata; Actinopteri; Pomacentridae.